AUGCCGAUCACGCUUUCGUGCGCGUCCGUGCUCGCAUCCGCGACGACUUCGCAGCCGUCCACGACGCGGCGAUCCGUCGUCACUCGCGUGGAGCCGUCGGAGAGCUCACGGGCGCUCGCGAGCCUAAUCGCGGUGCUCGCGCUUUCGUCCUCUCCAGCGCUCGCGAAGACGGUGGAGAUCUCAAUAGACGCGAGUGCGAUCGAGCAGUCAUCGUGCGGCAUGGCGGGAGGGGUACCGGGGAGCGGGACGUACAAGGCAUCGUGCGUAGCGCUUAGCUUCACUGCGACCAAUCCAAGCAAGGAUAAUGUCUACAACGCGGAUGUUUUCGGCAACGUGAAGGAUCAGGCGAACGAUGACGUGCUGAAUUCGGGUCGGAUAGGUGCGAUCAAGGAGCUCAAACCCGGGGCGAACGAGGUCAAGCUAGAGCUCACGGUCGGUGCAUCGCAACCGCUACCUCUCAAGCUGAAAAAGUUCAAAGCUCGUGGGACAACUGAGAAGCUCACGAUGAGCGGGAACCCGUACGAUUACGAAGAUGUGUUGGCGUACGAAUCGUACUGA
Messenger RNA from Ostreococcus tauri, 558 nucleotides. Its product is annotated as unnamed product. The record is from RefSeq and is a predicted model, not a curated record. NCBI's taxonomy places the organism in Eukaryota, Viridiplantae, Chlorophyta, Mamiellophyceae, Mamiellales, Bathycoccaceae. The transcript has a single exon. The coding region runs from base 1 to 558 and encodes 185 amino acids.